Vairimorpha ceranae is the source of this 270-nucleotide messenger RNA. Its product is annotated as pre-mrna branch site p14-like protein. NCBI's taxonomy places the organism in Eukaryota, Fungi, Microsporidia, Nosematidae. The coding region runs from base 1 to 270 and encodes 89 amino acids. The record is from RefSeq and is a predicted model, not a curated record. The transcript has a single exon. Gene Ontology annotation, molecular function: RNA binding.
AUGAAAUUGUUAGAAACACAAAUGUUGUACGUUGAAAAUGUUUCUGAAAUAACAACUUAUAAAUUGAGACAAAUGUUUUGUAAAUUUGGGAAAAUCUUACAUGUUGGAUUAGGGAACAACUCUACUACUAAAAAUUGUGCUUUUAUAGUUUUUGAAAAAGUUAAUGAUGCAAUUGAAGCUCAUAAAGCUAUGAAUAAUAUUGUGUAUCAGAAUAAGUUAAUGAAAAUUAAAUACUUUCAAACAUUUCCAGUAGCAGAUGGAAAAUUGUAA